AAGUUCGUCCUCUUCCUCUUCUUCUUCCUCCCUCUCUCUCUCUCUCUCUCUCUCUCUCUCUCUCUCUCUCUUUUGAGCUCGUGGAAAUGGUGAAGUUCUCAAAGGAGCUCGAAGCCCAGCUUAUCCCAGAAUGGAAGGACGCCUUCGUCAACUACUGGCAACUCAAGAAGCAUGUCAAGAAGAUCAAGCUCUCGAGGAAGUGGAAGCAACCCCAGCAGGUCGACGGCGACUUCGGCCUGUCCAUCUUCGACCCCAUUCGUUCCGUGGCCAAGAAAGUCGCCGGCAAGUUCUGGAAGUUGGCUAACAGCACUGAUGUUAUCCAGAAGAAGAACACGAGGGACAUGGAGGAUGGAGAGGAAGAAGAGGAGGAGGAUCACGAAGUGUAUGAAAACGAACUUGUCCAGUUGUUUUCUGAAGAAGAUGAGGUGAACGUGUUUUUCGAGAGGCUGAACGAGGAGCUCAACAAGGUGAAUCGGUUCUACAAGUCGAGAGAGAAGGAGUUUCUCGAGAGAGGAGAUGCGCUCAACAAGCAGCUCCAAAUCCUGCUGGACCUCAAACAGAUCCUCGCCAACCGGCGCCGGAAGAAUUCUCCGUCGUUCGGGGCGGCAAGCGGCGGGGCCUCCCCGCGGUCGUCCUCCGCUCGCACUUCUAACUUUUCAGAGACCCCGACAGAGUUACUUGAGACCUCCACGGAGGCCUCCUCGGAGACAGACGACAUGAUCGCCGCGCUCGAGAGGAACGGGGUGAGUUUCGUGGGGGCCACGGCGAGGUCGAAGACGAAGAGCAACGGGAAGCCGAAGGUGACAAUGAGGAUAGACAUCCCGGCCACGACGCCGACCCGGAUGAUCACCGCCGUGACGUCGAUGCUGUGGGAGGACCUGGUGAACAGCCCGAGGAAAGACGGGCCGGCAGAUUUCGUCAUCAGGAAGAAGAUUCAAUAUGCCGAGAAGAUGAUUAGGGGAGCUUUUGUGGAGCUCUACAAAGGCCUCGGUCUACUGAAAACUUACAGCUCCUUGAACAUGAUGGCUUUCACGAAGAUCCUCAAGAAAUUCGACAAGGUGGCAAAGAGACAAGCAUCGACAAGUUAUCUAAAAGAUGUGAAAAAAUCUCAUUUCGUAAGUUCAGACAAGGUGGUGAGGUUGAUGGACGAAGUGGAGUCCAUCUUUACAAAGCACUUCGUCAACAAUGACAGGAAGAAGGCGAUGAAGUUCCUGAAGCCCCAGCAUAACAAAGAUUCUCACAUGAUCACCUUCUUUGUUGGUUUAUUCACCGGUUCAUUUGUGACAUUAUUUACCAUAUACGCAAUUUUGGCGCACAUAGCUGGUAUUUUCAAUUCCAACAAGAACAUGGGUUACAUGGAAACUGUCUACCCUGUCUUCAGUGUCUUCACCUUGUUGAGCUUGCACCUGUUCAUGUACGGGUGCAACCUGUUCUUGUGGAAGAGCACCAGGAUCAACCACAACUUCAUAUUCGAGUUCUCGUCCGGCACUGCCCUCAAGUACCGCGACGCCUUCCUCAUCUGCACCACCUUCAUGACCGUCGUGGUCGGCGCCAUGGUUGUCCACCUCCUCUUGCGGGCCAAUGGCUUCUCGUCAAGCCAGGUCGACGCCAUCCCGGGGGUCCUGCUUCUGAUUUUCUUUGCCGUGCUGGUUUGCCCAAUCGACAUGUUCUACCGCUCAACUCGGUUUUGCUUCAUUCGCAUUUUGCGCAACAUAGUUUUCUCUCCAUUUUAUAAGGUUCUGAUCGUCGACUUCUUUAUGGCUGAUCAACUCACUAGCCAGAUACCGUUGUUGAGGCACGUGGAGUCCACGGCUUGCUACUUCUUGGCCGGAAGUUUCAAGACGCACCAGUACGAAACGUGCAAAUCGGGAAGGCCGUAUAGAGAGCUCGCGUACGUGAUUUCGUUCUUGCCUUAUUAUUGGCGUGCCAUGCAGUGCGCCAGGAGGUGGUUCGACGACUGCAAUGCAAACCAUCUGGCUAACAUGGGGAAGUACGUGUCGGCGAUGGUGGCGGCUGGGGUGAGGAUCACCUAUGCGAGGCAGCCGGACAGCCUGUGGUUCUGUAUAGUCCUGGUGACCUCCCUGAUGGCCACCAUGUAUCAGCUGUACUGGGAUUUUGUCAUGGACUGGGGGUUCCUCAACCCCAAAUCGAAGAACCCGUGGCUGAGAGACGAAUUGGUUCUCAAGCGUAAGAGCAUCUAUUACAUCUCCAUUGCCUUGAAUGUAGUUUUGAGGGUUGCAUGGGUGGAGACGGUGAUGAGGUUUCAAGUCGGAGUGCUGGAGUCGAGGUUGCUGGAAUUCUUCUUGGCUUCUUUGGAAGUCAUUCGACGUGGUCAUUGGAAUUUCUACAGACUUGAGAACGAACACUUGAACAACGCGGGAGAGUUCAGGGCGGUGAAGGCAGUGCCGCUUCCGUUCCGUGAAAUGGACUCCGACUGAUGGAAAUCUCUCCUGCUGCCGGCCAUACCCUUAUCGCCGGAUCACCCGGAUCGCAUAGAAGGGGAUUAUUCCUUGACAAUUAACCGAGUGCAUCAAGCCACCAUUAUAAUCAAAUGGUGAAGAAAUUGAGGCCUCAAGACGGCGUUGGAUCAAGAAGCGAGAGCCGCAAGGCGGUUUUCAAAGUGCGAGAAGAAGAGGAGUGGAGGGUUAAUUUGGUAGUGCGUAGAUGAUUUCUCGACUUUGAAUUGGGGUCAAAUAAUUCCCCAAGUUUUUAUGUUUGUUUGUGAUGUAAAAAGCAUUGUGUCUUUUUAGUGACUUUCGCCGUUCAAAAGGAUCCUUAAAUUCAUCAUAUGCACAUUGGUAUCUUCAUUAAAAUCCAUAUUUACUAGCUAA
Molecule: messenger RNA, 2831 nt
Organism: Rhodamnia argentea
Lineage: Eukaryota; Viridiplantae; Streptophyta; Magnoliopsida; Myrtales; Myrtaceae
Product: phosphate transporter PHO1
Exons: 15
Coding region: 87-2438 (783 amino acids)
Biological process (GO): cellular response to phosphate starvation; phosphate ion transport
Cellular component (GO): plasma membrane; trans-Golgi network; Golgi apparatus
Molecular function (GO): inositol hexakisphosphate binding
Source: RefSeq, a predicted model, not a curated record